AUUUUAACUGUUGACGUGUUUGCAAGCGCUCGUUCCGUGUUUUGCUAUCGAUUCGUCUCGCCGCGACAACAACAAAGAAAGCUCGAAUAACGCGUCGGCAAAAAUCGGCAACUCAGAGCUCAGUGUACCAAAAAUACAAGAAAUACAAGAAUUAAAAACCCCAGAAAGAAAACCCAGUAAACACAAGAAGUGCAACCAAAACAGUGUGCUAUAAAUUAGUUGUUGUGGUGUGUUCGGAAAAUGCGUGGCUAUUAAGGCGAUCCGAAAGGAAUCCGAAGGAAGCGCGCCACGUAGAGAACAGCCCGUUGGGAUCCCCGUUCUUGCCCCCACCCGGUAGCACAAAAAAACAUUCAAAAUUAUACUCGAAAUGGAUAUGACCUCAACAGCGGAAGCUGCCGCGCGCAGCUGGUACGACAGUCCCCGUUUGGGUGGCAGCUCCUCCGUCGGCAACGGGGGCGGCGUCUCGCCCCAGACGAACGGCCUUGGGAGCAGCCUGGCCCACAGCCACCACAGCCUCUCGAGCGGAGCCAGCUCGGCGGGCAGCAGCGUGGGCGCGGCCCUCGGCGGCGGCGGCGGCUCCGGACUGGACACCAGCGACAUGAGCGCCUUCUACGCGCUGGAGAGCAACGGACACCACCGCCGCUACUACCCCAGCUACCACCAGCACACCUCCCGCAUGCCCUCCACCCAUGCCACGCCCCAAGUGUGCCGACCGCACUUCCACACGCCCCUGAGUCCUUGGCUCACGAGUGAGCACAAGUCCUUCGCCCCCUCGAGCGCCUGGAGCAUGGGCCAGUUCGCCUGCCCGCAGGAGCCGCAGGUGGAGCACAAACUGGGCCAGAUGGGCCAGAGCCACCAGACGACGGCCACCGGCCAGCACUCGUUCCCCUUCCCGCCAACGCCGCCAAAGGACUCCACGCCCGACUCCGUGCAAACCGGUCCAUCCGAGUAUCAGGCCGUGAUGAACGCGUUCAUGCACCAGCAGGCCACGGGCUCUACCUCACUGACGGACGCCAGUUGCGCGCUGGACAUCAAGCCGUCGAUCCAGAACGGCAGUGCGAGCGGAUCCUCGAGCGGCGGCGCCACCCACACGUCGGCGCCCAAGCAGCGCGAAGGUACGAGCAGCACCACUAAUUCCAGCUCCAACUCCACCAGCAGCAGUCAGCAGCAGCAGCAACAGCAGCAGCAGCAGCAACAGCAGCAGCAGAGCAGCAGCAGCAGCAACAACACCGCCAGCAGCAACACCUCCGCCUCCGCAUCCGCAGCAGCCUCCGCGUCCACAUCCUCCAACGGACUGUUCGAGGGCACCGCGCAGGCGUACAGCAGUGGUGCGAGUGGUGCCGGUGGAGGCGGAGGAGGCGGUGGGAGUGGUGGCUACGACAGCAGCAGCUACGCCUCGUACCACCACGCGGCGGCGCACCACCAAGCGGCCGCUGUGGCCGCGGCGAAUAUGUUCCAAAGUUCCUCCGUGGCGGCGGCUGCAGUGCGGCACAGCAUGGCGGCGGCGCACCACCACCACCACCACCACAGCGGACACCACCACGGCGGUGGCGGCUCCUCGGCGGGCAUGCACGGCCUGGGCGGUUCGGUGGGCGGCGGCAACGGCGGCUCGACCGCCAUGGGCAGCCUCAGCGGCGGCGGCGGAGCGGGAUCGCUGAGCGGUCACAGCAACGCCGGCAGCAAUGCGGGAUUGGAUUCGAAGCCCGUGCGGACAAAGCCGAGGACAAGUGCUGAGGGACGCGAGUGUGUGAACUGCGGUGCCACAUCGACGCCACUGUGGCGACGCGACGGAACGGGACACUAUUUGUGCAACGCCUGUGGCCUGUACUACAAGAUGAACGGCCAGAACCGACCGCUGAUCAAGCCAAAGCGAAGACUGACCCUGCAAUCGCUGCAAAGUGCGGCCAAGAGGGCGGGCACAUCCUGCGCCAACUGCAAGACCACGACCACAACCCUUUGGCGACGCAAUGCCAGCGGCGAACCCGUGUGCAAUGCCUGCGGAUUGUACUACAAGCUGCACAAUGUCAACCGUCCGCUCACAAUGAAAAAGGAGGGCAUCCAGACGCGUAACCGCAAGCUGAGCUCCAAGUCCAAGAAGAAGAAGGGUCUUGGGGGCGGCUGUCUGCCCAUCGGAGGUCACCUGGGCAUGGGCGACUUCAAGCCACUGGAUCCCUCGAAGGGAUUCGGCGGCGGCUUUUCCGCCUCCAUGGCUCAACACGGACACCUCUCGAGCGGACUGCAUCCUGCACAUGCGCACAUGCACGGCAGUUGGUACACAGGUGGCAUGGGCGCUCUGGGGGCCUCCAGCGGACCAGGGGGCUUCUCCACGGCCGGCUCUCUCGGAGGAGCCGUCGUGCCCCACUCGCAGCCUUACCACUUGGGCCUCAGUUCGAUGGGCACCUGGCGCACGGACUACACGUGAUGGAGCGGGAACAACUUGAACAACAAUCUGUUCAGUUAGAGCCGCGACUUAGCCCGAAUCGACGCAAUCGAGGCGUAAAUAAAUCGAGACAAAACAAAUGAAACAAGACAAAACACAACAAAACACAAUGCCAAACUGAGGACUCCUUGGCCAGCAAUUGACAGUGGCACCGAGCCCUUGACAUCCCAUCCAAAUUCGCGGAGUGGGAGGAGGAGGGGAAUGGGGGAGGGGGAGGGGGUGGAGUGCGGGCUGGACGAACGCUGGCUAUUCCUAAUUGUAAACAUUGCGUGCAAUUUUUAAUUAUUUAAGCUUUGUCGCUGUUGUUGCUGCUGCUGCGAGCCGAGUGCCGAGUGCCGGCAGCAAUAACAAAAGCCCCAUUAAAAUUAAUUAAAGGGCUGCACAUUACUUUUAUUUUAUUUUUCCUUUAUGGCUUUUCUGUGAGUGUUUGUAUAGUUUUUCCUUAUGUUUCAUAUUUCGCUUAAUUAAUUUAAUUUCUCGCCGCAAAUUCAGCGUAUUUAAUUGUGCUUUAUGAACUGCCAUAAAAAAACAGAACGAGGGAAUGCGAGGGGAAGUUUCAUAAAUAUUUAUUGUGUACAUAUAACAGAAAACGAGAAUCAAGCACACAGAGAACUAAAGUUAUUAUAUACAAUAAACAAAAAGCAAAAGAAAACAGUUACAAUGCACGUCCAAAAGUAAACAUUUUUUGUAAAAACGAAAAAACAAAAACAAAAAUCGUAGCAGUAAGAAAAGUUGCUUGAGAUGUUUGUCCUAAUUCGCGAAACGCAAUUGAAAAUUGCACAGAUACUUUAGAGCGUAUGCCUACUGUAAACUAGUUAAAUUCUUAGACUCUAAACAAAACAGACGUGAUAAACAAAAAGUAAAAGCUAUAUAUAAAUAUAAACAUAACAAAUUUCACUAAAGCGCGCCAUUACCAACUGUAAAAUAAACUUAACAAAAUGCUAAAGAGAAAAUGUUUUUGAUUAACUGCAAAGGCCGCCGUCAACUUUUUAACUAAAAACACACACACUUAAAUGUUCAAUGUUAAUGCCUAAGUCUUAAAAAUAUAUACACAUACACAUUUAACUAUACUUAGACCUAAUCGUAAUGUAAUAAAUUUAAUUAAAUUAAAUGUUAAAGGCAAUUUGUAAAAUACAUUUGUUAGCAAUUUUUGUAAAAUUAUAGGAAAAACAAAAGAGAAAAACCGCAAAAAAAGAAAAUCCAACUAAACAUAAAGCCGUAAUCCCCUAAGUUGUGUGUAUAAAGCCAGUUUAGUCCUAACCUAAUUUAUGUCUGAGGUAUAAAAGAAUACGAUAUGUAUAACUAUAUAUAUAAAUAUGAUGUAUUAUGUGCUAAGUGUAAACGAUAAAUGUAUUGUAAUUUGGCCAUAUUGAUAGUUGAAUAUAUAUAAAUCAAAGCAAAGUAAAGUUUAUUUAAAAUCGAAAAAAA
Molecule: messenger RNA, 3868 nt
Organism: Drosophila ficusphila
Lineage: Eukaryota; Metazoa; Arthropoda; Insecta; Diptera; Drosophilidae
Gene: grn
Product: GATA-binding factor C
Biological process (GO): negative regulation of transcription by RNA polymerase II; cell fate commitment; positive regulation of transcription by RNA polymerase II
Molecular function (GO): RNA polymerase II cis-regulatory region sequence-specific DNA binding; zinc ion binding; DNA-binding transcription factor activity, RNA polymerase II-specific
Source: RefSeq, a predicted model, not a curated record